Fraxinus pennsylvanica is the source of this 5082-nucleotide messenger RNA. NCBI's taxonomy places the organism in Eukaryota, Viridiplantae, Streptophyta, Magnoliopsida, Lamiales, Oleaceae. The record is from the annotation of a GenBank genome assembly.
AUGCCGCCGGAGCCAUUGCCGCCUUGGGAACGGAGAGACUUUCGGAAGCACGACCCCCGCCUUGGUGAAGGAUACGUGGGCGGCGGCGGCCCUCCUAGAUGGAGAGACCAGCACCACCCUCAUCCGCCGCCUUUUCACUCGCUGACGUCACAUCCCUACCAUCUUCAGCAGCGCUGGUACUCCGAUUUCCGCUCCCGCCCACAACCCCCUGGUCACGGUAAGCAGGGGAGCUGGCACAUGUAUGCUGAAGAGUCUCAUCAUGGGGUUCUGCCAUUUGGGUCUUGGUUUGGUGACAUGAAGUUAGAUGACGGGAAUUAUAGGCCUUUUGUGUCUCGUGGUGAUGAAAGGUAUUUCAGAAAUAGCAGGGGAAAUAGGGGUUCUGGUAGUCAGAAAAGGAAAAGUAACUCUUCGGAACCUGCUUCAUCUUCGGCUGUGUCCAGUAGACCCGCCAAUUAUGUGAACAGGCAGAAGUCUGAAGAGAAUUUGCGAACACACAGCAGCAACAAUAGUAACAACAACUCCCGUCCUCUUCCUGACUCUGUGAACUCAUUGGCUGAAAAUCCAUCUCUUAUGAAAGAUCGGCAUGAUAAGAAGGGUGACAAUGUUGAUGCUUCAGCCAGCAUGUUUCAGAAUGUAGAGAAAGAGGACUCGGUGGUGUCAAUAGAUUGGAAGCCUCUGAAAUGGAAUCGGUCAGGUAGCUUGUCUUCCAAGGGGUCUGGUUUCAGCCAUUCAAGUAGCUCCAAGAGUGUUGGAGCCUACUCCAAUGAGACUCUGGUGGAGGUGCAGCUGAAGAAUGUGAUGUCUGUUCAGUCUCCUUCUGGGGAUGCUGCUGCUUGCGUGGCAUCCACUGCUCCAGCUUUAUCUGAAGAGUCUAAUUUAAGGAAGAAGCCACGCCUUGGCUGGGGCGAGGGAUUGGCAAAAUAUGAGAAGAAGAAAGUUGACGGCCCUGAAGAUGGUACAACCAAAAAUGGAUUGGUCAUUAUUGUUAACAAUACAGAACUUCUGCAGUCUCAUUCCAUCAACCUGGUAGAUAAGAGUCCUAGAGCUGCAUGUUUAUCAGAUUUUGUCUCCCCUGCUACGCCAUCUUCGGUUGCUUGUAGUUCAUCACCAGGUAUCGAGGAGAAACAAUCCAUCAAGGCAGCAAAUGUUGAUCAUGAUUCAACUAAUUUAAACCAUUCACCAAGGAUUGUGCCCCAGACUUACUCCAAAGGACCAAUUUUUAAUUUAGAAAACUUGGAGCCUGCAUCUAUUUCUAAUUUAAGCUCUUUGAUUAAUGAUUUAUUACAAUCUGAUGAUCAAAGUUCAGAAAAUACUAGCUUUGUGAAAUCUACUGCUAUGAAUAAGUUGUUGGUGUGGAAAGUUAACAUGUUAAAAGCUGUUGAGAUGACUGAAACUGAGAUCGAUUUACUUGAAACUGAACUGAAUUCAUUGUUAUAUGAACCUAAAAAUUUCUCUCCUUAUCCAACGGAGUCAAAUUCACUGCCAGGAGAGGGACACUUUGAACCUUGUGGAGACCAAGUUGCUGUUUCAUCCGGAGACAUGAUUGUAGAGAAUACACCCAUUGUACUGGAAGACGAGCACGCUGAGUUGAAAGACGAGGAUAUGUAUAGUCCAGAUAGUGCCACAUCUAAGUUUGUUGAGGCACCAUCCUUUGUGGAGGAUGUUUCACCGUCUGAUACAGGAGAACUUAGAGAAGGGUUUAUGAAUUCUGAGGUUAUUAAUUCUAGAAACCUGGAAGUGGAAUGCAUAGAGAAUGGACUCAAAGAUGAAACAAUGGAAGGUCAUGCAGAUGAUUCUGGACCAAUCAUGAGUAGUAAUUGUCCAACCUUUUCAAGUGGUUGCAACUUGUCUUGUGGCAGAGAGGAGAUUUAUGAUCUUAUACUUGCUUCCAACAAAGAUUCUGCAAAUAGGGCUUCAGAAGUGCUAAAUAUGUUGUUGCCUGCCAAUCAGUGUAAAUUUGGUGUUUCAACUAAUGCUAGUGUUUCUUAUUUGCAAAGUGAUCCCCCCAUGAUCGUGAAGAAGAAGUUUCUAAAGAGGAAGCGAUUUUUACAGUUUAAGGAGAAAGUAAUAACCCUCAAACAUAAGGUGCUUGAGCGUAUGUGGAAGGACGAUCUUUAUGUUACUGCAAGGAAAAUUCCUAAGUCUCACAAGAAGUUAUAUCCAAGGAGGUAUCGUCCCUCCAGUGGAUCUCAAUCUUCAUCUCCUGCGAAGAAUCUGUGCUUGGUGCCUACAGAAGAAGUAAUUGAUUUUGCACGGGCAUUGCUUUCGAAUUUUCAGGUCAAAAUCCACAGGAGUACAUUGAAUAUGCCUGCUUUAAUAUUGGACAAGAAGGAGAAGGUGGUAUCGAGGUUUAUCUCGACUAAUGGUUUGGUGGAAGAUCCUUGUGCUAUUGAGAAAGAAAGAUCUUUUAUCAACCCUUGGACAUCUGAAGAGAGGAAAAUUUUCAUGGAUAAGCUUGCUUCCUUCGGGAAAGAUUUCCGCAAGAUCGCAUGUUUCCUGGAUCACAAAACAACAGCAGAUUGCAUUGAGUUUUACUACAAGAAUCACAAGUCGGAUUGUUUUGAGAAAGCACCAAAGAAUCCUGACUUUCUGAAGCAAAGAAAGUCCCAACCUACUAACACAUACUUGGUUGCAUCAAGGAAAAGAUGGAAUCACGAAUCUAAUGCAGCUUCCCUUGAUAUAUUGGGUUCAGCUUCAGAAAUUGCAGCUAAUGUAGAUUACGGCUUGGAGAUUCAGGAGAAGUGCACAUCUACUUUCUUUUCAGGUGCGUCUAGUGCUCACAAAGAACCGAGGGAUGAUGAUAAUUCGUUGGAAAGAUCGAGCGGUCUUGAUAUCUAUCAUAAUGAGAGAGAAACUUUUGCUGCUGAUGUGUUAGCCAGUAUCUGUGGUUCCCUAUCAUCUGAAGUUAUGAGUUCUUGCAUUACAAGUUCUGUUGACCUAGGAGAAGCCCAUCAAGAUUGGAGGUAUCUGAGGGUGGGUUCUUCCACGAAGUGUUCUUUUACCCCUGAGGUUACACAGAAUGUUGAUGAUGAGAGCUCAGAUGAAAGCUGUGGCGAGAUGGAUCGUACUGCUUGGUCUGAUGAAGAGAAAGCCCUCCUUAUUCAGGCUGUAUCGUGUUAUGGCAAGGAUUUUACAAUGAUAUCACGAUGUGUCAGAUCAAGAUCCAGGGAUCAGUGCAAGGUCUUUUACAGCAAGGCCAGUAGGAUUCUUGGAUUGGAUCUGAUUCAGCCUGGACUGUGCAAUGCAAUGCCUUAUGAUGUUCAUGGAGAUGGAAGUGACACUGAAGAUGCUUGUGAUGUGGAGACUGGCUCUGUUAAUUGCAGUGAGAGAUCGGGAUGUAAGAUGGAAGAUGACUUUUCAUCGCCUGAUAUAAAGUCGAGUCUUGAAUCCAAUUUAGUAGGAACAUUGAGUUUGAAGCCUGAUCUUGACAAAUCUGAGGAUAAUAGUGGAACAAGUUCUCUUGAUUCUAUGGAUAUUGAACCUUUGUUGGAGAAUUCGAUGCCUGAUGGUUGUCAGGUGGAUGAUAUGCUAGAUUUAGACAUUGAUGUGGACACCCAUGGUCGAAAUGGUGCUAAUAGUGCGUGUGUACAUGUGCCUGUUGUAUCCUCUGAUGUAGAAGUUAAUCCAGUUGUUGAAGAGGUAGAUGACUGUGGACUGCCCAAUGGAUCAAGUGAGGAUGAGAGUACUUCUUUGGUCAAUGCUUCAGAUGGAUACUCUAGAGCUGGAAACAAAGGACAAGAGCUUCUACCUAAAGAAAGUUCGGAUAGUAGGGAAGUCAAAAAUGGAUAUGGUAGUCCCAACGAAGUUAGUGGCCUGAGCUUCUCAACAAGAGAUGUGACAUCGGAGCACCAGCUGGCUGCUGGGAAUGCUUCUCAUAUUUCUGCUGAUGCGCAUUCCUCUACACAAUUAGAUAUUUUAUCUGGAAGUAAAAAGAAGGUUGAUAACUGUUCUGCAGAAAAGUCUCGUGUCAACUCAUUGCAGCAGAAGGAUCAAGUAUCGAUCAAGUGUCGGCAAUUUUUUCGGACAGGGGAACAUCACCAGAAUAUUUCAAGUCAGUCAUUGUCAGACCAUGUUAAAUCUUCCCAUAUUCUCAGGGGUUAUCCACUUUCAGUGUCAACUUCGAAGGAUAUAAAUAGGGAAACCGAUUGCAAUAGCCCAGUUUCACGUCAAAGUGUCUCCAAGUCAGAUGAAAAUUUCUAUUUGGACAGGCAUUUGGAUCUCUCUCUUCAAAAGUGCAAUGGGUCAAGACAUCAAAGUUCAAUUGCCGAGUCCCUAUUUCUAUCCCAAGAACAGACCAGGGUUCAUUCUAGACCCCACUCAGGUAGUUUACUUAAUGUGGAUAAACCUUGCAGGAAUGGUGAUUUAAAAUUGUUUGGUAAAAUUUUAAUCUCCUCCGAAAAAUCAAAUUCUGGUACGCAACGGACUGCUAAUAACAACAUUCAACAUCAUAGAGAAGGAAGCCAGUCAUUGAACUUGAAACGCAAUGGUGACCAGAGGUUCAACUUUGAUUCACCUCAACAGAAGUUUGAUUGUAGUAACAAUCUGGGAUCUGAGAAUAUUCCUGUCAUGAAUUUUGGUUUCUGGGAUGGGAACAGGAUGCAGACUGGGUUCCCUCUGCCAGAUUCUGCUCUGUUGUUGGCAAAGUAUCCUGCUGCAUUUAGUAACUAUGCCAUGUCACAAAAAUUGGAGCCUCCAAGGCUACAUGGAGGUGUCUCUGGUAUCCCAAGCAGAGAACUAAGUAGCAUCAAUGGAGUGGUAGAUUAUCAGGUGUUGUUGAGUCGACGGCAAGUGCAGCCUUUUACCAUAGAUAAGAAGCAGCCACAAGACGUAUUUCUCUCUGAGAUGCAAAGACAAAAUGGCUUUGAUGUUGUCUCAGGUAUGCAAAAGCAAGGUCAAGGGAUGGUCAGAACUAGUGCUGUUAGCAGUGGGGCUUUUGUUGGAGGCCAGUGGACUGGUGUUUCAGAUCCCGUGGCAGCCUUCAAAAUGCACUAUGCUAAAACUGAGCAAUUCAGCGUGCAGGCUGGGAACAUCGUCAGAGAGGAGGACGAUUCAUGGAGAAAUAAAGGGGAUUUAGGCAGCUAA